Messenger RNA from Fimicolochytrium jonesii, 3315 nucleotides. RefSeq lists its product as uncharacterized. Lineage: Eukaryota; Fungi; Chytridiomycota; Chytridiomycetes; Spizellomycetales; Powellomycetaceae. The coding region runs from base 67 to 3090 and encodes 1007 amino acids. The transcript is spliced from 6 exons. The record is from RefSeq and is a predicted model, not a curated record.
CUGCACUCGCAGGCACAGAGACAUGCACAGGGCAGCUAAACAGACCACACGAGCACACCAGCACACAUGUCUAUGGAGGAAGAUUACGACGAGCCACCUCCGGCGGCGCCUAUAGUCUCGUCUGUUAUCAGCGUUGGAGCAACGCUGGGAACUCGUGCUUAUGAGGUUCCGGCUUUUCAAAGACAAUACGAAUGGACGACCGCGAACGUCGACAGGCUUUUGAAAGGGACUUACGACUCUUUCUGCCAGGAACGCCCCUAUUAUUUUCUUGGCUCUUUAGUGGUCUAUGUGAAAGGUUCGAAGCAUCUCGUCAUCGAUGGUCAGCAGCGCCUUACCACAUUGGGGCUGCUCAUCAGCGCCGCACGACAUUUAUUGGAAACCCGCUUCAAUGCAAGCCCCGAGCUCCUUGAGCAGAUGAGUGGUUAUAUUUGCCGACGUCCCAGAUUGACAACCCGUCAAUUACUGCGGAAUCCAGCGCCCGCUAUAAAUGUUAUUUCAUAUGAACGAACGGAUUUUCGAGUCGACUUUUUGGAGUUACCGACAAGCCAUCGUCCGCCAGGUGGUUUGCAUGAAAACACCGCAUGGGACCACGUAAUACAAAACUUCAGGCACACUCAGGCUUUUCUAAAGAGCAGAUUCAAGGAAACGGACGCCGAAAAAUUUGCAGAAUAUGUCGACUUUCUUUUCGAAAAAGUGUUUUUCUCCACCACUGAGACUUCCGAUCUGGAACAGGCGUUCGAGAUGUUCGAUACCCUGAAUACGACAGGGCUCAGCUUGUCAGCAUGCGACAAAUCGCGGGCACACAUCAUGACUGGACCAGCAUUCUUGAGCAUGAGCGAGACUCAACGCAGUAGUUUCAUACAUGCUUGGAACAUAUAUGAAGAGACACUUGGACGCGAAGAGUUUGAGAAGGGUUUUGUCCUGAUGAUGGAAGUGUUCUGCUACAACAUGGGAGACGAGAACUUCGACGCCAUCAUGAAUAUGGACUUAAAUGAACGCUUAGGCUUAAUGAAACCGAGUCCUUUCCAAGAUCCUGCGGCAUUCGGUGCAGAAUGGUUUCGACCUUUCAUGGACUGUAUGCUGGUAGUUAAGACGCAAGGGAGUUUCGAGGCAUUGGGCACCUUCGCUCCUGUCUUGAGAGAGAUUGACGCGAAAACCAACGGCUUGCGGAUCAAGUUGAAGAUUAGGCUCUCCCAUUCGAUCAUGCUUCUGAACCACAUUAUAAAAUCCAAAGGUCGCCGCAUAUGGCUUCCGUGUCUGAUGAAGGCCUAUCAACGAUUCUGCAUGAAUCUAGCUUCCGAUGCUGAAGUAUCCUCCGCCCUUGAAUUUUUAACGCUAGCGUUGGAAAGUAUCGAGCGAAUCUUUGGGCUCUUCUUCCUCUGCGAUGCGAAGGAUCUCAAGAAGGAGCGGGAAAAGGCAGUCAAGGUCAUUUGCUGUAAACUCGAGCAAAUCCCCAUAGACGCCGAUUUGCCGACGUUUCUGAAGACUUUGAUAGAUGCCGAUCUAUUUGCCCGACUGAAAGAAGAAGUCGGCAAAAGACUGCCUUUGAUGGAGUUUCAUGGAAGUGAUAAAAAUCGCCGGAGAGGACACUACAUUCUCCGGAAGUAUGAAAGCGUGCUCGCGCCUAAUGCGUUGGUGCAACAUCUGUACUUUGGGACUCUAGAGCAUAUUCUUCCCCAGAAUCCACGGAGGGGACGCAGAUGGCUCAAAGACUGGACGCAGGAACAACGACUGACCUGCGUUCAUAUGCUGGGCAAUUUGGUUCUUCUUUCUGCUGUGGAGAACGGACUGGCAUCGGACUGGGAUUAUCAGAGGAAAAGAAACACCUACUUCCUUGACGGAGCACAAAGCAGCACAUUUCACAGUACCGCAUCACUCCGUGAUGUCAAAACAUGGCUGUUUUCGGAUUUCAACACACGGCAUCGGAAUACCGUCAAGCGGAUCCUCGAUGCCUUUGACCUCACGGCGGACCCUGACCUGCUUCCUGAGUCAUGGGAAGCUUUAGAAAAUUUAGAUGAUAGGAUGAACCCUCUGGACGAGGCCGAAGCGGACACCUCCGGUCCGCACACGGCUGCUCCCACGACAGCGCCCCUACCUACGGCCAAUUUGCAUGACCCUGGGGCCUUCUCUUCUUCCCCCAACGCGCCGUCCACAAUUCAUUCGCAGGAUUUACCAAAGGAGGGAGAACCGACGAGCGGGGUAAAAAAACGGAAGGCUCCCCCAACGAAGGAAGAAGGAAGCAAGGGCAAAGCCUUGCGCAGGGGUUCAUCAGUCAACCAGGCCCCAACGCUAGAAGAUGCAUCGGAUUUUUCCCCUGUUGCAACGAAAGAAAAUGGGAUCGUUGCCAGGGAAUCGUCGUCGCCUCCGCCAUUCCAACCGUCCUCUGACGCACCGAAUCACGCUGUGUCCGUAACUCAAGGGGAUCCGCAAUUGGACCCCGAUCCUAUAGACCCCGGUACCGACGAGGAGAUUGGAACUGUGAAACUCCGUUAUUAUGUAUGGCGGUGUGGAGACCUGCCUGAGUUCGGAUACGUCAAUACAGUCACGCGGCCGAGAGAAGAGGGAGAUGAAACUAUUCACAUCGAGGAAUACGAGGGUCCAGAUCAAACCACAGCUGAGAAGAACAAAUUCAAAAAGGAACUUCGCAACCGAUUCAAGUUGAAGGACGCCUCGAACGUGUACAGGAAGAGGAAGCCUCAGAAGGGGAAGGCAUUAGCGGAAGCCUCGGCCUUUCAACAACCCCCGCAUAUCGGCGUUGAUGUGGAGCCCAACGUCCCAGUCAAGACGCUUUAUGAGACUGCGGCUGCGUGCCUGCGAUACGUCUCUCAGAAUACUCCUCCGCUCCCACGGACUGGUCGCGCCGGGAGUAGUCGCGCGGAAAAAGCCGGUUUAGACUGGUGGUUCCCAGCGUCAGCCAUCCAGCAACACUGGGUGCUGAUCAAAACAUUGCCACAAGCGGUCAUCUCCCGUGGGAGAGAGGGCCCGGAUGGAAAACCACAGAAAGGGAUAUGGCGGGAUGCUCCAGGAUCCACAAGCAUGACAUCGCGCUCCUGCGAAAAAACUUUUCCGCAGCCGAGAUUUUUGGUGUAGAGAUCAAUUGCAACGACGCGUCCCAUGAAGUGUCUGGCCGGCUCUUGAACCAAGAGCUGGCUGAAGGAGGUCACGAGGAGGACAACGAGGCAGAAAGCGGGCGGGGGCAGCAUGAUGGCGGGGAAGAAGAGGUGGAAGAAGAUAUGCAAAACCCGGAGUCCAGCUACGGGGAUAAGGAGGGGUUGGUCGAUGACCCAAACCUGGUUUAAAUGAACCUGGAAUGAA